This is a messenger RNA of Nelumbo nucifera (sacred lotus), 856 nucleotides long. RefSeq names its product small ribosomal subunit protein uS4y-like. The record is from RefSeq and is a predicted model, not a curated record. NCBI's taxonomy places the organism in Eukaryota, Viridiplantae, Streptophyta, Magnoliopsida, Proteales, Nelumbonaceae. Gene Ontology annotation, biological process: ribosomal small subunit biogenesis; translation. Gene Ontology annotation, molecular function: rRNA binding; structural constituent of ribosome. Gene Ontology annotation, cellular component: cytosolic small ribosomal subunit.
UCUGAGUUACUGCCUGCUUUCUCUUCCAGUUCCUUGUUGCUCCUCCCUCCACAAUAUCAACCCAGAAGGGAAAAGCGUAGGGAGCAAUGGUGCACGUCAGUUUCUACAGAAACUAUGGGAAGACUUUCAAGAAGCCUCGUCGUCCGUACGAGAAGGAGCGUUUGGACGCUGAGCUGAAGCUUGUUGGAGAGUACGGGCUUCGAUGUAAGAGGGAGUUGUGGAGGGUUCAGUAUGCACUGAGCCGCAUCCGUAAUAACGCCAGGAUGCUUCUAACUCUCGACGAGAAGAACCCCCGCCGGAUCUUUGAGGGUGAAGCCCUUCUUCGUAGGAUGAACAGAUAUGGGCUUUUGGAUGAGAGCCAGAACAAGCUCGAUUAUGUAUUGGCCCUGACUGUUGAGAACUUCCUUGAGCGCCGUCUUCAGACGCUUGUGUUCAAGUCGGGUAUGGCCAAGUCGAUCCACCACGCCCGGGUGCUCAUCAGGCAGAGGCAUAUCAGGGUCGGGAGGCAAGUAGUUAAUAUUCCAUCAUUCAUGGUGAGAGUGGACUCUCAGAAGCACAUUGAUUUCUCGCUCACCAGUCCCCUUGGAGGUGGUCGCCCUGGAAGAGUGAAGCGAAAGAACCAGAAGGCAGCUGCGAAGAAGGCUGCUGGUGGUGAUGGAGAUGAGGAGGAUGAAGAUUGAGAACUAAGCUUUAAUACUUUGUCGUGAUAGUAAUAGAGACAGUAAUUUUUGGUUGCUAUAUUUCCUUUUAUGUAAUAGUGGUGAUGGAGAUGAGGAAGAUGAUGAUUGAGAACUAAAGUUUUAGUGCUUUUGUAGUGAUAAUAAUAGUAGGGAUUAUGAGUAAUUUUUGAUUGGUA